Suillus subalutaceus is the source of this 2583-nucleotide messenger RNA. RefSeq lists its product as uncharacterized. The coding region runs from base 1 to 2583 and encodes 860 amino acids. The record is from RefSeq and is a predicted model, not a curated record. The transcript is spliced from 5 exons. Gene Ontology annotation, molecular function: protein binding. NCBI's taxonomy places the organism in Eukaryota, Fungi, Basidiomycota, Agaricomycetes, Boletales, Suillaceae. Gene Ontology annotation, cellular component: SCF ubiquitin ligase complex. Gene Ontology annotation, biological process: SCF-dependent proteasomal ubiquitin-dependent protein catabolic process.
AUGCUGGGCAAGGGCAAAGGUCCCUCAUUACCAAUGCCCAUCCCAACAGCAGCUUCCAGUCGCGAUUCCCCUUUACCUCUCGAGGGUACUUCGUCAUCUUCUCGGCUACCAUUCGUUUCCAUUACAGGGGAACAUGAUGCGAUAUCGGUACCACCAGAUAAUAUUAACAUUUUGGGCUCAGAAGACCACGAUGUACAACUCGCCGCAUCAUUGAGUAAUGAUGAUUGUGUAUUUAUGAAUGCCUCAUUGCCCGACAAGGGGAAAGCAAAGGACCUAGCUUACACGUUGCCUCCUCUCUUAUUCUCCACAAGGAACCUGCGAUAUCACACCAUUGACUGGCCGUCCCCUAAUCCUGACUCGCCGACUCCAACUGCGGGACCUUCCUCUUACGGUUCAACCCACACCUCGCUUCCCUGCGCGUCCUCUAGUCUGUCUCACUUAGGCUCCCAGGCCUCCGAGAAUAGUGCACAACAGCCUCCGGGACUGACGAGAGUGCCCUCUCGGAGGCGAUCAUUAUCCAACUUGAUUAAAGUUAAACUGGGCUCAUCGUCCAAGGGCCCGGGCAACUUUGCCCGCAGAUUAUUGUUCAGGAAUAAGGCUAGCGCAGCCGCGACAUCAAUAGAUCUCAGCCCUGCCGGCUCUGUGUCGGAUCCUUUCUUAGGGGACCUUGCAACAGCAGGGCAAGAUAAUUCAACAUGGAAAAACCUUGAAUUCCAGCCUUGUCCGAACAUCGAGUUCCCAUUAAACGCACGAACCCAUAUUCAACAGAGCUCCGAUGGUCCUGAAAGCCUCAAUAGCAUCACAGGCAAAGACCGCUCAUAUUCCUCUCCGCUUCCUCAGUCUGUCUUCGACAUCAUUCCUCGUGGCAAUAGUGAUGUCUUUGCCCCCGUGCCUUUGGCCCUGCAAAAUCUCUUCGAUGAGGCUUUGCCCAGAGAACUGAAGCUGCAGGUCUUCUCAGCCUUAAUUUCCCUGCACGAAGACGAAUUUGAGCUGUGGAAGUCGUCGGGACGAUGGACUGCCUCAAAGGCAUCCUCAUCAAAGUACCGCUGGAUUGGCAGAGAUCGUGGGAUGCGCGAGCUGGUGAAGUUGAGCAGGGUGUCAAAGGCGUGGCGCUCACUGGUCUUUGAUGGCCAGCUGUGGAUGGAUGUCGACCUCAAGGCAUUCCCAAACCUUCCGGCGCCCUUCCUUCUGCGUCUUGCAGAGGCGCUUGGACCAUUCGUCAAGAACAUGGAUCUUACCGGACACACAAAGCUUGAUCACAGCACUCUGGGACAAGUCACGACCAGCCUCUGUGUACGCUCCGCGCCAACCAUCGACUUCGCAUAUACACAACUCUUGGACUUGAACCUGACAGGUUGCAGUGCGCUGACUACGCAAGCAUUACACAACCUCGUCAUCCAUUCUCCGUUUUUGCGCAGCCUUUGUGUUAAAGGGUUAAAGGUCGUUGACAACACGACGUUCGAUGUUCUCGCGCUCUGCCCCCACCUGACAUCCCUGAACAUGAGUCGGUGUUCCAAUAUUAACGGAGACGGGCUCCACAGAUAUGCAAAUGCCGUGCUAGGGCACCACGGCCAGCUUGCACUGAAAGAGCUUAGGCUAUGCGGAUUGGAGGGUAUUUAUGACGAGGUCCUGGGAGUUUUAGGCAGAGCGGCACCCUCGUUGGAAAUCCUCGAUCUGAGCUAUUCUCGUUCUCUGCACAACUCAGCGCUGGAGGCUUUUGUGGCGUGUACAGAAGAAGAGAAGUCAACGGAGAGCGUGGUGCUGACUGCGCGUGAGGCAGGGCGGGAAGCGCGUGAUAAUGGGCGCUACCGGAGGCGAAUCACGAAACUCCGACAUCUGUCGCUCUCGAACUGCAAGCUGCUUACAGAUAUCGCAUGCUCCAAUCUAGCGCAUGCAGUGCCGCGUCUGGAGUUGUUGGAACUGGCGGGCAUUGGGACGGCGAUGAAGGAUGAGGGGCUUGUGAGGCUUUUGGAAACCACGCCACUUCUCCGAAAGCUGGACCUUGAGGAUGACGCGGAUAUCACCGAUACCGUUCUGAGCGCACUGACCCCCAGUCCACCAAGGGGCUCCGGAUCAGAGUCAACACAGCCCCUGCAGACAGGGCAGGCACUGGAGCACCUGGUUGUGUCGUUUGCUGUCAGCAUCAGCAACGAGGCCUUCCUUUCUCUCAUCCGCAAUUGCCCUCGCCUUAAGGUGUUGGAGGCAGAUAGCACGUCCAUAUCCGGGGAUGUCCUCAAAGAGUUCGUGCGACGAGCGCGCGAACGGAAUGCGUCCGAUGCAGCUUUGGUUGCUAUCGACUGCCGUGCUGUGGGUGAGGGCUCCGUCAAGGACGGACAGGAUGAGUGCGAUGAGAAGCGCAUUGUGUUGAAGUCGUUUUAUAAUUGGCAAACUGUGGAUGCUGUUCAAGCUGCGCGGGGACGGCAUCGGCGAAAUUCUCGGCGUGCGGGAUCAGAUAAUCUUGAGGACGUUGCCCAAACUUCGGGGCGCUUGCGGUGGUGGUCUCCCAGUAGUGGGAGGCGUUCGUCUGGUAGUGACACCCCAGAUGGGGUAGUUAGCGAGCGAGAGGGAUGUGUCAUGAUGUAG